This is a messenger RNA of Alnus glutinosa, 998 nucleotides long. RefSeq lists its product as uncharacterized. NCBI's taxonomy places the organism in Eukaryota, Viridiplantae, Streptophyta, Magnoliopsida, Fagales, Betulaceae. The record is from RefSeq and is a predicted model, not a curated record. The coding region runs from base 173 to 928 and encodes 251 amino acids. The transcript is spliced from 5 exons.
UUAUAAACCCUCAAAACCUGAUAGAAUUAAAUGGCAAUACUUUCCUUAAGGUUGGCUUGAUUUGUUGAGGGUGUCUCUAGCCAGUAGUAGUGUAUCGCUCUAAUUAUCGACUGAUUAUCCUAUAAUAUAUCUCUGCAGACUAAUUAGACUUGCUGAUUCAACAAGAGGGCAAAUGGUUAGACCUUCGAAGAGAAGUUCUUCGCGGGAUAUUUCGGAGGAUAAUCCGUUCGAGAACAUAUUCCCUUCCCGUGGCGAAGAAAGAAACAUAUACUCUACCCGUCCAUCACGGGUACUGACAAAUGGAGAGAGAACGAUUAAACAAGUAGAACAAAAAGAUCAUUCCCCGAACUCAAGCAAUAUAGGCCCACGCAUCAUGAAUAACACCCAGGAAGAGAAACGAAGAAGCAAUAUAGGUCCAUCACGGGUGACAAAUGCUCAGAUAAGUGGACGCUCAACAACUGCGGCAGGUUUUUCCUUCCAAUCAUCGGUUGGGCAAACAAGGCUAUAUACAUCGGAAAUGCGGGAGAAGAUACACCGUUCGAUAAUUAAUGGAGACAGAAUGGAAGCCAGCCAAGAUCAUUCCCCCAAGUCAAGCAAUUCAGGUCCAAGAACCAUGAGUAACACCGAGAAAAAAAACACAACUAGCAAGAAUACCCACCCGUUAGCUACUGAGUCGUCCAUACAACGACAGAAGAAGCAGAGUUUGUCGUCCGCAUUACAGGACAUUCCUCCAGCUUGGGCUAGGCUAAUGACGGCUCGUUUUGACAAUCAUUUCAAACUGUUGGAGAAUCAGUUUACACAAAUGCAAAUUCAGAUCGAGACCCUCACUAACAAUAUGAAGGAUUUGCGUUCUGCAUUUAAUGAUGAACAAGGGAUACCACCUACUGAUGAGGAUCAGACUUGGAUGUCAUUUGUAGAUGAUCGUUGAAUCUCCCUUGUUUUGAAUUCAGAAUCCUUUUUCAUUUAUGAAUAAAAUGAUCCAUUGUGAUUCUUGCCAA